This is a messenger RNA of Penicillium verhagenii, 1803 nucleotides long. Its product is annotated as putative capsule-associated protein CAP1. The record is from RefSeq and is a predicted model, not a curated record. The transcript has 2 exons. Bases 1 to 1803 code for a protein of 600 amino acids. Lineage: Eukaryota; Fungi; Ascomycota; Eurotiomycetes; Eurotiales; Aspergillaceae.
AUGCCUUCUCCAGAUGGCAGGAUGCGACCCCAACGUCUGAUCAUCCUGCUCGCCGUCGUUCUGCUCGCGUGCUUCUCCCUCGUUUACCUCCGGCAACCACAAUCACACCCCAAGCCGGUAGACAUCCCUCCCCCCGAACCGAUCAAGCACCCUCAACUCCAUGCUGGCCAGACCUCCUACUCCCCUGAGAAGAUCCAUCCGAUCGCGAACCUAGUCGACAAUGCCGAGCAACACUUUGCCCACAUGCAAUCGCGCCAGUCCGCCACCCUGGCUGAGGCCGUCGAGGAGUACAAGCGUCGCUACAAAAUGCACCCGCCACCCAACUUCGAUAAGUGGUUCUAUUUUGCUCAAUCCAAGGGCGUGCAGUUGAUCGAUGAAUUCGAUUCAAUUUACCAUUCCUUGCUCCCUUUCUGGGCUCUGAAGCCGGCGACCAUCCGUGAACGCGCCCGUGAAACCCUGGGCUUUGAUAACGCAGUGCUGGGUGUACUGAUCCGGGAUGGCAAAGUCACUUUGAAUGAAGGUGGUGGUGAUGGCCGAAAAUGGCAGCGCGAGGCCACGGCUGGCAUGAUGGCCCAAUUCAUCCAGUACCUCCCUGACAUGGAUCUGGUCUUCAAUACCCACGAUGAGCCUCGCGUGGUGAUCCCUGGCGAAGACCUCCAGCGUCUGGUACAAACCGCUACGGACUAUGUGAUCCCUGCGGCUUUCCAGGGCAAUACUCCCACAAAAGUGUGGUCGCCACGCCCCACCGAUCUGAACAAGGGGGAUCGCAUUGACGAGGUGCGCACGACUCGUUUCAACCGUUUCGCGCAUCAGCCUACCUGGACCAACUCGCGCAUUUCCUGCCCUGUCGAUAGCCCUUCACGAUCGCUCGACGACAACGUGCCUGAUGACGGCGAACCGUAUGCGUAUGGAGAAUUGGGCUUCAUCUACAACACAACCGCCUUCUCGGAUAUUUGCCACACCCCGUCUCUUCGAUACACCUACGGCUUCUUUGACCGUCCAAAUGCCUUCGAUGUUGUCCACGAUCUGUUCCCAAUCUUUUCGCAAAGCAAAAUUUCCAGCUUCCAGGAUAUCCUCUACCCCAGUCCCUGGUACUGGGCCGACAAGGUACCCUACGAUCAACACAAGGAUUACAACUGGGAGGCCAAGACAGACCGGAUGUACUGGCGUGGAUCUACCACGGGUGGCUUUUCGCGUGCAGGUGGCUGGCGUCGUCAACACCGGCAGCAAUUUGUGGACAACGUCAACUCUCUCGGUACAACCAAGAUCCUCGCACGUCAAGCAGAUAAUUUGUGGGCCGCGCAGGAAGUGAAACAGGAGCAAUUCCGGGAUUCCUUCGAUGUCAAAUUCACCUUUAUUGGGCAGUGUGAUCCGGACGAUUGUCACGCCCAAGAGGAAUACUUUGAGGUCGUGAAGGCAGCUGGUCAGCAGGAUGCCUGGGCACACAAAUACCUGGUUGAUGUAGAUGGUAACGCAUUCAGUGGGCGAUUCUAUGCUUUCCUCCACAGCAACAGUUUUGUCUAUAAGAUCGCUAUCUUCCGCGAGUGGCAUGAUGAAUGGCUCAAGCCUUGGGUGCAUUACGCGCCCCUCAGUUUGAAGGGCAAUGAGUAUACAGAAACCAUGCGUUACUUUGUUUCCGAGGAAGAUGGCAAGAAAACAGCGCCGAGAAUCGCAGCUCAGGGUCAGGAUUGGGCCCAGAAAGUGUUGCGAAAUGAGGAUUUGGAGGUCUGGUUCUUCCGUCUGCUCCUAGAAUACGGCCGCCUGGUGGAUGACAACCGAGAAAGACUCGGAUUCUCGCUGUGA